UAAAUGCCUCACCAGACCAGUCUGGCAGUUGCACUUGGAGUUGCCUCGCUAGAGCAGAUGUCUGUCAGCAGGAGGGUCGCCUUUGCAAUAUGCAUGUUAACAAUAAGUAUCGUGACAGCUGGGCCCACUCCCAGUUAUGACCAAAAGGAAAAGCGGAGGAGUGACAGUCUAUCACCCAUAGACUGCAGAAUGAGCCCUUGGAGCGAGUGGUCGGAAUGUGACCCUUGCCUGAAACAAAUGUUUCGUUCAAGGAGAAUUGAGGCUUUUGGACAAUUUAAUGGGAAAAACUGCCUGGACAGCGUGGGAGACAGACAACAGUGUGUACCCACUAAGCCCUGUGAAGACGCUGAGGAUGACUGUGGAAAUGACUUUGAAUGUGGUACAGGCAGGUGCAUAAAGAGGCGACUUCUGUGUAAUGGCGACAAUGACUGCGGAGACUUUUCAGAUGAGGAUGAUUGUGAAGAUGAUCCCCGUCCCCCUUGCCGCAACAAAGUGGUGGAAGAGUCUGAGAUGGCACGGACAGCAGGCUAUGGGAUCAAUAUCUUAGGGAUGAAUCCCCUAACCACCCCUUUUGACAAUGAAUAUUACAAUGGACUCUGUGACCGCGUUCGGGAUGGCAACACCUUGACCUACUACCGAAAACCCUGGAAUGUGGCUACUCUAGCCUUUGAAACAAGAGCCGACAAAAGUUUCAAAACUGAACAUUAUGAAGAAAAAACUGAAGCAUUCAAAACUGUCAUACAAGGGACAAUAUCAACAUUUAAUGCAGAUCUAUCUCUAAAAUUCACACCUACCGAAAAACUUGGACGUACACCUAAAAUAGAGUUUGAAGGGCAAAAUACUUCCAACUCAGGUGCUGAGAGUGGAUUUCGAUUUACAUAUGCGAAAAGAGAUAUUUACCAACUGUUCUUGUCACAUUCUUCUAUCAAGGAAAAAAUAUUUCUGCGUGUGAAAGGAACAGUUGAUCUGGGAAGAUUUGUGAUGAGAAGUCGGGGUAUCAUGCUGACAUCAACUUUCUUGGAUGAUAUAAAAGCUCUGCCAGCUACCUAUGAAAAGGGGGAAUAUUUUGCAUUUUUGGAAAACUAUGGAACCCAUUACAGUAGCUCUGGAUCUCUGGGAGGACUCUAUGAACUAGUAUAUGUUUUGGAUAAAGCUUCCAUGAAGGAGAAAGGUGUUGAACUAAACGAUGUACUGAAAUGCCUCGGGUUUAAUAUGAACUUAUCUGCGAAUUUUGGAAUUGAAAUCAAAGGACAUAUAGAUGCAGAUGAUUGUGUAAUAAGGGGUAAAGGUAAACAUGUAAACAUCACCAGGGAUAACCUCAUAGAUGACGUUAUUUCACUCAUAAGAGGAGGAACCAAAAAAUAUGCAUUUGAGUUGAAAGAGAAGCUUCUCAAAGGGGCCAAGAAGAUUGAUGUGACUGACUUUGUAAAUUGGGCCUCCUCCUUAACUGAUGCUCCAAUACUCAUAAAUCCAAGGCUGUCUCCUAUAUAUAACCUGAUUCCAGUGACAAUGAAAGAUGCACACGUAAAGAAACAAAAUGUGGAAAGAGCCAUUGAGGAUUAUAUCAAUGAAUUCAGUACAACAAAAUGCCACCCAUGCCAAAAUGGGGGUUCUGUGUUUCUGCUGGAUGGACAAUGUUUGUGUACCUGCCCAAUCACACACACGGGAAUUGCCUGUGAAAUCAAUAAACAAACAUCACUUUCAAAAUUGCCAAGCAAAGAAGAAUAGAGUUGCUGGCUUCCCUGGGAUCACAUGGAAGGAAAAACAUCAGGAAGAAAGAAAGAAAGAAAAAAAA
Hipposideros armiger (great roundleaf bat) is the source of this 1795-nucleotide messenger RNA. It is a transcript of the gene C9, whose product is annotated as complement C9. The coding region runs from base 4 to 1728 and encodes 574 amino acids. NCBI's taxonomy places the organism in Eukaryota, Metazoa, Chordata, Mammalia, Chiroptera, Hipposideridae. The record is from RefSeq and is a predicted model, not a curated record. Gene Ontology annotation, molecular function: protein binding. Gene Ontology annotation, biological process: complement activation. Gene Ontology annotation, cellular component: membrane attack complex. The transcript has 11 exons.